UGAACCUGAAAAGCUGCAAAUCUGCAUGAAGACAAACUCAACGCACUGCAUGGCCACUUAUUCAGACCGAAUCCUUGACUGAUUCUCAGCAUGAGCACAACUCUUCUAAAGACUGCAUCGCUGCUCAUUCAGAGCACACAAAGCCCAGCUUCAGAGGCUCACGCCACAUGACGACCUCAAACUCAAGUAGAAAGCUCUGACACUGAGAUGUUAUAAUUGUCACAACAAUUGCCAAAACUCAAACACAACCAUGGUCUGUUCAGGGAGGUGUCUUAGCUUCAGGGAAGUGGCAUAUCUGGGUAGUGUAAUGAUGGAAAACAGUGGUAAGUCAUGCAGUCAGACUGGGGCGUGUACCAGCUACAGUUUAAACCUGGGAGUUUCCAAAACAACCUUCAACUCCAUAUGCUGCGAUUCUGAUCUCUGCAACAGUGGACCAGUUCCAGUUGUAGACCUGCAGCCCAACGGGAAACAGUGUUACUUCUGUGUUGGAAACAACUGCUUAGGAAAUGUGCAUUGUGAGGGAAUUGAAGAUCACUGCAUCUCUUAUACAGAUGUUAUAAAUGGCAGGAAUGUCACUUUGAAAGGAUGUGCAAGUAAAAACUUCUGUGAUACCUCAUCAUCAAGGCUGCGUUUAAGCAGCAUGAAUAUCACCAGCAGAGAAGUAUCUGUGAAGUGCUGUAAGGGGAACCUCUGUAACGGUGCUGAGAGCGUUACACUGAGUUUCUUCCUCAUGCUGUUCUUCCUGCUUUCCUGUUUUCUCCUCCACUGAGCUUGUGGCUGAUCAGUUCUUUGUCAUUUAUGAAAGUAUGAAAAAUAUUAAUCCCCUUUUGGGGAACUCAACUGAUUCUCCUAUUUUGUCUGUUUUGUGCUUCACUGAGAAAUCCAGUUUUAUUGUAUCUCUAUUUUUCUGUGCUUUCAAGCUAUAAAUACACCUCGCUUAUAUGGAAACAGCUGCA
Pangasianodon hypophthalmus (striped catfish) is the source of this 956-nucleotide messenger RNA. RefSeq names its product urokinase plasminogen activator surface receptor. The transcript has 5 exons. Lineage: Eukaryota; Metazoa; Chordata; Actinopteri; Siluriformes; Pangasiidae. The coding region runs from base 251 to 769 and encodes 172 amino acids. The record is from RefSeq and is a predicted model, not a curated record.